Messenger RNA from Daphnia magna, 339 nucleotides. Its product is annotated as boophilin-H2. The transcript has 2 exons. Gene Ontology annotation, molecular function: serine-type endopeptidase inhibitor activity. The coding region runs from base 1 to 339 and encodes 112 amino acids. NCBI's taxonomy places the organism in Eukaryota, Metazoa, Arthropoda, Branchiopoda, Diplostraca, Daphniidae. The record is from RefSeq and is a predicted model, not a curated record.
AUGUCCAAGAUCUGCAUCGUUAUGCUUUGCCUCGUCGGCCUGGCCAUGGCUGCUCCUCAGUCAGCACCGCAAGCGCGAGCCCUCCAGUUGGACCCCGUCUGCCUCCUGUCACCCAUUGCGGACCCGACCCAGAAUUGCAACAAUUUCUCCGUCAGAUGGUACUUUGACGCUGUCGAUGGCGACUGCGAGGACUUUGUGUAUUCCGGUUGCGGGGGCUCUGAGAACGUCUUCGAAAGUGAAUUUGCUUGCGAAGUUCGUUGCGAGAACGUUCAUGACCGUAUGAACAGCUUUGAGAGCGCUGAGAGCGCUGAAAGCGAUGAGUUUCUUCGGGGAAAAUAA